GUGUGUUGUUUGCUCAUUUCACAGUGAAACCUGUAGUUCGUGUUCAUCCUGAUAAAAAUGUGUUCAGAGGAGAGAAAGUCACUCUCACAUGUGACAUACAGCAGACAGGAGACUGGCAGUACAUUUGGGAUAAAGAAGGAUAUGUUAAAAGUGCAGAACAAAACCAGAGCUAUAUAAUCUCAUCUGUGGAUCAGUCUCAUAGUGGUGUGUACAGCUGUAGAGUGUCUCAGUCAAACGCUCAAUAUCACUCAGAGUCCAGUGAUGGAGUUAAACUGACAGUAUCAGAGAAACCCAAACCUGUAGUUCGUGUUCAUCCUGAUAAAAAUGUGUUCAGAGGAGAGAAAGUCACUCUCACAUGUGACAUAGAGCAGACAAGAGACUGGCAGUACAGCUGGAAUAAGAACGGGAAACCAGUUAAGAGUGCAGGACGAGACCAGAACUAUACAAUCACACCUGUGUAUUUGUCUCAUGAUGUCAUGUACAGCUGUUAUGGAGCUCUGUCAAACACUCCACAUCAGUCAGAUCCAUAUCAGUCAGAGUCCAGUGAUGGAGUUAAACUGACAGUAUCAGAUAAACUGCAGCCGACUCUGACUGUAAAUCCUCAGAGUUCAGUGUUCACUGGAGACACAGUUACUCUGAGCUGUGAUGUGGGACAGUCAACUGGAUGGACAAUUCACUGGAGGAAAGACUCAAACCCUGAAUCCACUGAUGCAGCAACUAAAACAAUCGAGUCUGUGAGUGUCUCUGAUGGAGGAAGAUACUGGUGCAAAGCACAACGAGGAGAAUAUUACAGCGAGUUCAGUAAUACAGCUGAGAUAACAGUAAAAGUGAGACCCAAACCUGCAGUUCAUGUUCGUCCUGAUAGAAGUGUGUUCAGAGGAGAGAAAGUCACUCUCACAUGUGACAUACAGGAGACAGGAGACUGGCAGUACAGCUGGAAUAAAGAAAAAAAUCAAGUUAGCAGCGCAAGAAAAGACCAGAACUAUAUCAUCUCAUCAGUGGAUUGGUCUCAUAGUGGUGUGUACAGCUGUGAAGGAACUCAGUCAAAAGCCCCAACAUACUCACAGAUGAGUGAUGGAGUUACACUGACAGUAUCUGGUGAGUGUGUUCAUCUUUUCCUCACAUCAUUCCAACCCAAACAGAUUGAGUAACAGGUAAACUUGAUCUUAGUUUGUCUCACCUAUUAUGCUCCUAGUCAGAUUAUGUUCUUGUUAAGAAUUUGUAGCAGAUAUUGGAUCAACAGUGGCAGUGACAGAGAAUAUUAGGCUGUUUUCGAUCACAAAAGUCUCAAUACAGUACAAGUUUAUUCUCCAGUUUAUUUCAGUGAGCUGCUGCCCAUCAUGUUUUCUGCAGAUUGUAACCGUUAAUGUAGCGAACAAGAUUGGCAAUUUGAUCAUUACUCUAAAUCUAUUUAUUUAUUCACUUAAUAUG
Molecule: messenger RNA, 1431 nt
Organism: Labeo rohita (rohu)
Lineage: Eukaryota; Metazoa; Chordata; Actinopteri; Cypriniformes; Cyprinidae
Product: leukocyte immunoglobulin-like receptor subfamily A member 1
Exons: 5
Coding region: 477-1151 (224 amino acids)
Biological process (GO): cell surface receptor signaling pathway
Molecular function (GO): transmembrane signaling receptor activity
Source: RefSeq, a predicted model, not a curated record